UCAAGGUAUUCCUGUCUGUGGCCGAGUUGAAGUCACCGACUAAGCGCGCUUCCACUCGCUCCACUCGGAACGGCUCGAUUCAGUAUGCUUCGCGCUUCGGUUUGAUUCGUAUGUGGCUUUUUGUUUCAUAGUGGCAGUUGAUUGUGAUGGAAGAAUGAAAAUUGGCAUUGUUAGGUGAAGUUGGAAUAGAGUGCUAAUUUGAUACCGCAGAAGAGUUUUUUUUGUGAUAGUGGUUCCUGCAAGAGUGCUAUCGUUUGCAGUGGUAUUGAGAACGUACGAAUCAUAAGGAUUUACGACCGACUGCUGACAUCGACACUAGGACUGAGUCGUGCACAACACGCUACCCAUUAGCAGAUCGGCGGACAUCGAUUCCUAGCCGAAUUGCAUAACUUUCGCAAAAGGCCUGAAAACUCCUCAAUGAAAUCAACAUGGACCUGCAGUCGAUAGUCUUUGUCGUGGUGCACAUUCUGACAAUAACCACUUUCACACGAUGCGCUCAGAUUCCUCCCGUAAAACGAUCCGCCACGAUAUUCACCAAAGAACCCACCGUUCGGAUACAAUGUCUCUCGGGUUCGAUGCUGAUCACGAUCAAGGAUGCGCCCGCUAACCUCAACGGUCAGUUCAGCGGGAUGGUGUAUCCGAAGGGACUGGCGAAGAACUCGACCUGCCUCACCGAGUACCGGGACCAGGAGGGCCCACUGCGGUACAAGCUGCCCCUCAAGAGCUGCAACACGAUGCCCAUCGAGACGGAUGACGGCGAGAUUGAAUUCUUCAACACGAUCGUCCUACAGCCGCAUCUCAAGCUGGUGACCGAUUUGGGCCGUGGCUACCACGUGCGCUGCCGGUACAAGAGCCGCGAGGCAGCGCUAAAACCGGCGAAAGCAAGCGACGACAGUCGUCCGAUGGCUCUGACCAGUGCCGAAGGACCAGACCGUCGAGAACACGGUCGAUCGAUGGAUAAGGAUUUGUCGGUGCCCGAGGAGGAUGCCGAUAUUAAACCGAUGCCCGGGUGCCACAUGAAGAUUUUCACGGGUGAAAAGCUAGCGGAGAACGUCAAGAUAGGUGAUCCCCUCACGCUGGUCAUCAACAUAGACAAGCAGGAGCUGUACGGGCUGCACGUGACGGAUUGUUUGGUGCGCGAUGGGCUGGGUUGGGGCGAACAGAAACUGGUGAAUGACAACGGAUGCCCGUUGGACAACGAAAUCCUAGGACCGUUCCAAUACACCGAAGAUCGGACGAAGGCAACGGUUACCUUCCCAGCGCAUAAAUUCCCCUAUACAACAUCAGUUUACUAUCAGUGUAACGUUAGGUUGUGUGCUUUAGAAGAUCCUGAUUGUCACAAGUCACCCACAUGUACUGGCAGGAGUAAAGAGCGAACAAAACGAGAGACAGAUGAUGAAGGACUGCCGGCCACAAUCGAGGUCUUCUCCGGACUGUACGUCAACGAGAAUGCCGAAGUGAUUAACGACGAUGCGGAUUCGGUGAUCAGGGAGAAGACACCGGAUGACGCCAUCUGUGUGUCCCAGCGGAGCUUCGCAGUUGCCAUAGCCAUCGCCGGUCUCUGUCUGAUGCUGGCAGUGGUCCUCGCCGUGAUGUGUAUUGUCGCCAAACGAAGUGGCAAAACGGUCUCCAACUCGGGCAGCUCGAUCUAUAGUGGCCCCUAUACCAACACUGCCUUCUCACAUAGCAGCUAAACAGACCUGGGUGUAGCGUGUGUGUGUGUGUGUGUGUGUGUGUGUGUGUGAUCGAUAAUUUUGAGUGCUAGACGCGUGUGUGUGAGAAGACUGUGAUUCUCUUCCUUUUAAAUACUAACAACGAUCAUUUAUUGUGACAACCAAUUUUAACGACUGUGUAGAAAAACAAGCGCAAAUUUCAUAGGGUUAACGUGCCAACUAGUGGAAAUAGAUACUUUUUAACUAGAAUCUCACCUUAUUGGUAGAAUACGUGACAUGACAUCUUCGAGAGUAUUAUUUACUAAGAUUGGAGGAAAGCUUCAACCGGGGGUUCUGUUUUCUUCUGAAGCUCAGCUACCUUAAUGCAAUCUUUAGAUAUUAUUGGACAAUUGUUUAUUUAAGCUCUUCGACUGAUUGUCUACUGAUAUCGCAGAGGCUGUCUGAGGAAUCGAACGAAAGAAAAACAAACAAACACAUAAUUUGGAGAAAUUUAAUAGGGAUUGUAUUUCUCCACUUUAUGUCCCGCGAUUGAACAGAGCCUCUGAACACUUAUUUAUCUUACUUUUUUUUUUGCUUCCAACUGAAGGAAAACCCUUCCCAGUUCCGUACUAGAAUCUAUCAAUUGUAACUUCUGCACGAGCGCUGUCCGAACUAAGUCAGGUGUUGGGUAUCUUUGGUCUAUUCAUUCUACUUGUCCUAAAAUAAGCUGAUUUGAGUGAGGUAUAAAUAAUUUUAAUCGAUUUAAGCAACGAACAUAAUGUGAGAGAAGCGUAAAUUGUUUGAAGAUUAGGAACUGUGAUACGAUUGGACAUUUUUGCAGUAAAUUAACAUAAUCGCUACGGUUGACCAUGAAAUGAUUCGCAGCUACUAGUCUUUAGUUAGCCUGCUAAGAGAGAGAAUGAUGUCAAAAUGUGUUCUUGUAUCUCAGUUCGAAAAACGAAAACAUAAGUCGUACAUAGAGUGUAAACAGCUUUUCAACGAUACGAUAAAUCAAACGAAGAAUACUACGCACUGUAAAAGAUGUAUUGAAAAAUUUGUCUGUAAAGAAUUUCAAAACGAAGGAAUUUAAUAAAAUUUUUGAAAACUCGA
Toxorhynchites rutilus septentrionalis is the source of this 2762-nucleotide messenger RNA. It is a transcript of the gene pio, whose product is annotated as cuticlin-4. The transcript is spliced from 8 exons. The coding region runs from base 429 to 1694 and encodes 421 amino acids. NCBI's taxonomy places the organism in Eukaryota, Metazoa, Arthropoda, Insecta, Diptera, Culicidae. The record is from RefSeq and is a predicted model, not a curated record.